This is a messenger RNA of Trifolium pratense (red clover), 1392 nucleotides long. Its product is annotated as rhodanese-like/PpiC domain-containing protein 12, chloroplastic. The record is from RefSeq and is a predicted model, not a curated record. Bases 76 to 945 code for a protein of 289 amino acids. Lineage: Eukaryota; Viridiplantae; Streptophyta; Magnoliopsida; Fabales; Fabaceae. The transcript has 8 exons. Gene Ontology annotation, molecular function: peptidyl-prolyl cis-trans isomerase activity.
GUACAGUACUAAAAAAGAAGGGGACACAUAGUUUUCAAUUCUGUGUUCGUUCAUCCAAAACAGAAGAAAGAAACAAUGUUAAGAGUUUCUCAAUUUCGAAUUGGAUUUUCGAUUCCAAAACUCUCUCCACUUUCAUCAAUUCCUUCACUCUUCUCUUUCUCUUUUCCUUCUCAUUCUCACUCUCAAAUCCACACUUUUUCUUCCACAAAAACCUUCCAUUUUCAUUCACCUUCUUCUCUUCCUCUUUCACCCUUUAUUUCAAUUAUGCCUCUGAAAGCAUCAGCUUCAUAUAGUAGUGGUGUUGAAGGUGGAGGUGAAAGGGAAAUAUUGGUGCAGCAUUUGUUGGUGAAAGAAGAUGACCAGAAACUAUUGUUGGAUAUUCAAAAGAGAAUUGUUGCAGGUGAAGAUUUGAGUGAUCUUGCUGUGGACCAUUCAAUUUGCCCUUCUAAAGAUGAAGGAGGAAUGCUUGGGUGGGUGAGAAAGGGACAAAUGGUUCCUGAAUUUGAGGAGGCUGCAUUUAGUGCACCUUUAAACAAAGUUGUAAGGUGCAAGACAAAAUUUGGAUGGCACCUGCUGCAGGUUUUAUCUGAAAGGGAAGAAUCAGUACUUCAAGAAAUUAAACCGGAUGAGCUUCAUGUGAAAUUUCAAGAUCCCAACUUUUCGGAGGAGGCGCAGUUAAUUGAUGUUCGAGAGCCUGAAGAAGUGGCCACAGCAUCUUUGCCAGGAUUUACAGUUCUUCCCCUCCGGCAAUUUGGAAGCUGGGGGCCUGAAGUAAACACCAAAUUUGACCCUCAAAAGGAUACAUAUGUUCUGUGUCAUCACGGCAUGCGGUCGUUACAAGUUGCCCGGUGGUUGCAGGCACAGGGGUUCCGGAAAGUAUACAAUAUUUCUGGAGGAAUCCAUGCCUAUGCAGUUCAGGUCGAUCCGUCAGUUCCUACAUACUGAUUUACAUGAUUCCUCCACUUUCCUCUCCUUGCAUGUAAGCAAGAUUGUGUGAGAGGAAUGCAUUAAAUAUUGCAGCAAGUCGCUCGUUGGGAAAUUUCAACUUUUACAUGAGAGGCAAGGCAUGUGAUGUUCACGAAUAAUACUGAAGGAAAUUGUAAAUCUAGAGGCCUAACUUGAAUCUAGACCAAUAAAUAUUGGUAUGAACAUGUGUUUAUUUUGGAUCAAGAAUUUAAGGCUUCUCGAGUUAUUGUUUCAAAAUUUAAGGUUACAUACAUAUCAGGUGCCUACAAGUUGUUUUUUGGUUUCCUCUUCAAGCAAUUGUUACUUGUCUUAUUUCAUUCUUUUUCUCCUAAAAUUGUAUUUUUAAUACAAAAAAAGGUGAGGACAUAAUUGUUUAUUUGUUAUUCAUGGAGCUUCCUUUGAUCAAAAUGUCUGAAAGUACAAGCA